This is a messenger RNA of Pediculus humanus corporis (human body louse), 2874 nucleotides long. RefSeq names its product paramyosin, putative. The transcript is spliced from 11 exons. NCBI's taxonomy places the organism in Eukaryota, Metazoa, Arthropoda, Insecta, Psocodea, Pediculidae. The record is from RefSeq and is a predicted model, not a curated record. Gene Ontology annotation, cellular component: axoneme. Gene Ontology annotation, biological process: cilium movement; inner dynein arm assembly; cilium-dependent cell motility. Bases 1 to 2874 code for a protein of 957 amino acids.
AUGGAAAAUGUUUUAAAAGAUUUAGGUUGGGGCGAUGGGUUUAAAAUACCCGUUGCCAAUGCGGAAAAUAAAGCCUUAGAAGUGGAGUUUCAAAAAAAACAGAAAGAUAAAGAAAUCCUUAAGUCUAUUGUUGACGAUGUAAAUGAACGGUUAUUGGGAAUGAAAAAACAUUUAAUUAAUGUUCAAAAACAAAUAGAAGUCAACGAAAAUUUGAUUUUUGCCAAUAAUACUCAAAAAGAAUCGGAAGAAACUUUAGUGAAACUGGCAAAAAUUAAUGACACUUCCUUAUCAAAUGAUAUUAAAAAAAUUAAAAAAGAACAUGAAAAUAUAUUAGAAAGACAUAACUCUAUACAAAAUGAAAUUAAUAAAACACUUCAACGUGUUGACAAAUUAAAUGUGACAAUUAAAUGGGAUAAAGAUGCAUUAUUGGCAUGGAAUGAAGAAAUGAGCAGGGGAGAUGAUGACACAUUUAUGUUGGAAAAAUUUAAAAAAGAAGAUGAAGCAAAAUUUAAUGAGUUGGAAUUAAAAAGGCAAAAUUUAGGAAGGGAAGUGGAAAAUAAGAAAAAUAAAUUGAUCAUUCUUAAAAAUGAUAUACUUGCAAUUGAAAUAUCAUUAGAUAAAACUGCUCAAAUGUUUAGAAGAGAACAUUCAGAAAGAAGAGUUUUGGUUCAACAAUGGGAAGGAUCAGUUAGGCUUCUUAAACAGAAAGAUGAAGACAUUAAUACAGUGGCAGAAGAAAUUAGAAAUCUUAAAAGUGUUGCCAAAGAUAGAUUACGUGAUUUGGAAGAACAGAAAACAUUUUUCGAAAAUGAACAAAAAAAUAACAAGGAGAUGGAAAAAGAUAUUGAUGAUCUCAAUGUAGAAAUUACUGAAAAUAAAGAAAACAUUAAAUUACUUGAACAGAUCAUAGCAGAAGAAAAUGAUAAAAUUGAAACAUUAAAAACAAUACUUUGCACAACUGCGACACAAUUUCAAAAAGAAAGAGUCAAAUAUAAAGGAAUAAUAAAAGAAAUUGAAACUAAAAAUCUGGCAAUAGAGGAAAUAAAAAUUAAAAUAGAAAAUUUUAAAAAAGAAUAUGACAAUUUAAAAACAAAAGGUUUGACAGUUAAGGAAAAGGCUAUUCAUUUGGAAAAAUUAUUAAAAGACGAAGAAAAACAUGUGGAAAAAAACUUGUGUGAAUUCAAAAAAUUAGAUGAGUUGAUGCAUCAAGUAAUGCAGCAAAUAUCUGAACUAAGAAGUGGUGAAAAAGCACAAAUGAUGGAUAUGAAUCGUAUUGAAUCUUGUAAAGCAUCAAAAGUAAAAUUAAUAGCAAAAUUAAAAAUGGAAUUGAGCAGGCAAAAAGAAAUCCUUUACAAUAUGGAUUUUGCAUAUAUGGAAAAAGAUAUUCAAUUAAAUCGAUUACUCAGCAUUGUAAAAGAUGAAGACUCAGAAAAAUAUGAGAAAAGAUAUGCAGAAUUAGAAGAAAUUCAUACCAAACUCGUUGCUACAAAUAAUUUAUUAAAUAAAGAAGUUGUUCGUUUAGAAGAGGAUAUGCGUCGUUUAGCAAUUGAUUUACAAGGAGAUUCAAAAGAGCAAGAUUAUUUAAAAAACAAAAGACAGGAGAAUGUUCUCUUUGUAGAAUGUGGACAAAAACAACUUAAAGCUUUGAGAGCACAAAAUCAAAAUAAACAAGUUGAUAUUAAUUUAUUAAAACUUCGUGUGAAACAAGCAGAAAAAGCCAUUGAUAAAGUCGGUGGAAAAGUUUUCUGCCUGGAAAAACAAAAAUUGGAAAUCGAGCAAGUAAUGAAGGAAAGAGAAAUUGAAAUAAAAACAAUGAGAGACAUAUUAAAUGUUCGAAAGAGAGUUUUAGGAGAACAAGCAGCAAGUUUAAAUGCUCGAAUAAAUAUAGCUCGGGUCAAAGUUGAAAAUCAAAAAAACAAAUAUGAAAUAACUUUAAUUAAAUUGGGAAAAGAUGAAAAUGGUGAACCUUUGUCUGUAUCCAAUAUGAAAAUUAGAGAAGCUCAAGAAAAAUUUGAAAUACAAGAGAUGGGAGAUAAAUUAGAUGCCAAAGUUAAAAAAGCAGAAAAAGAAAUAUUAGCUAUGGAAAACACAUUAAGAAUUGUAAACGCUACCAAUAAGGCUUUCAAAAAUAAUCUUCAAAGCAUAGAAGAAAACAGUCCUGAAUAUUUAGAAAAAGAAGAACUUGAAAAAACUCACGCUGAACUAUUACAAGAAUACAGGAGAGAAAAAGCAGCAUUGGCAAGUUUAGAUAUAAUAACUGUAAGUCUGGAAAAAGAAUAUCAAGAGAAAUUAGAUACGGAAGCUGGAAUAAUUAACUACUGGAGGGAAAAAGACGAAGAAGCUUUAGAAACGGAUAAGGAAUUGAAAGAUCAGGAAGAAAAAUUACAAAGAGCAGAAAAACAUUUGAAAAAACUUGUGAAAGAAAUUCGUGGAACGACGUCGCCAAAAUUUCAAACUAUGGAAGAAAAAGACAUCGAACUUCGAGAACUCAUGGAACAAAAUGAAUUCGGACUUCAACAGUUGGCAGAAUUGAUUGCUAAAACGUUUGAUAUCGGACCCGUUGCAAUCAGGUACCUGACGGAAAAAGGUAUAACAUUACCUAUGAUUAAAAGUCCUGGAGGUUCGAGUCGACGAUCUUCUAAUUCUUCACUUCCAUCUCCUUGUUUGUCAUCAAUAUCGGCAAAAUCAGUGGAUUCUAGCAGUAGAAAAACAUCAAGUUGCCUGAUAACUCCAUCCGUCAUCACUCUAGAUUCUGCUAAAUUAAGUAAGAAUAAUAAAAAACAAAAUAAAAUAAUAAUAAUAAUAAUAAUAAUAAUAAUUUUACAAAAAAAAAAAAAAAAAUUAAAAUUUUUUAAAAUUUUCAGGUUCGAAUAA